Messenger RNA from Cetraspora pellucida, 2100 nucleotides. The record is from the annotation of a GenBank genome assembly. NCBI's taxonomy places the organism in Eukaryota, Fungi, Glomeromycota, Glomeromycetes, Diversisporales, Gigasporaceae.
AUGACGCUUGUGAGCGAAUGGCUUGAAGAAGCCAUCAAGAAAGGUUUUCUUGUAGAGAUUGCACCUGACCAAUUGAAAAAUGAAGAGGUUAUUGGCAGGGGUGGAUAUGGAGAAGUAACAAAAUGUGAAUGGAAGGCGAAAGGAAUAUUGGUCGCAUGUAAACGGAUAAUAAAUUUACAAGAAGAUGAUGAAUAUUCACGACGUGCUUUUAUUCGUGAGUUGAAAUUACAGAAUAUGCUAUACAAUUCUAAAUAUGUUAUCCAAUUGCUUGGAGUAUCUCAAGAUCCAACAACAAAAUUAUAUCGGCUUGUUCUUGAUUAUGCUGAUGGUGGUACUCUUAGAAAUUAUCUAUGUUCAAAAAAAAAAGAAUUAAGUUGGCCUGAUAAAAUUAAACUCUCAACCGAGAUUGCUAAUGGACUACUAGCUCUACACAAUGCAAAAAUUGUUCAUCUGGACUUAGUAAUCGUGUUAGAAACUCUUAAAGCUUUAACGGAUGAUACAGUUAUGGAUGAAGUAAACGUACCUGAUUUUGAAUUUCCAUUCAUUGAAUGCUAUGGGUGCAAUUGUGAGUUCGAAUAUGAAUGGGACGGUUUUAUCAGAAUUUGUCCAAAAUGUGUCGAUGAAGGAAAAGAAUAUAAAGUAAACGGUAAAACUCAAACACAAGUCCGCAAAUAUCGGAUAAAAGAAGGAUUGCCUUAUACAUGCACUCGUUGUGAAAAUAAUUUUGACACUAUUAACGCUUCCGAUCCUUGCAUACAUUGCUUAUAUGCAUAUUUGAAGACUGACUGGACAAGAUGGACUAGUGGUUAUCCGAAGAUUGAUGAAUGGAUUCACAAACAACAAGUACGAUCUUCAAGCAUUACAAAUGGAAAAUCAAUUGAAUUUAUUCGAUUUUCAAAUUUUAAAAACAUAAGAUCUUUCGAUGAAGGUGGCUUUUCUUCAGUAAGUAAGGCUAUUUGGAUUGGCGGUGGCUAUAGGGAAUGGAAUUUCAGAGAUGGUUCAUGGAAUGUUGGAGGUGAAAAGGAUGUGGCGUUGAAAAAGCUUUUUGAGCAAAAUGAAGAAAAUGUGUUUAAUGAACUAUACACACAUUUCGUUUUAUCUAAUAGUGAAUUUGUUUGUCAACUUUAUGGAAUUUCGUUAAUAACAUCAACAAGAGAAUUGGUGACUGUGAUGGAAUUAGGCACUCAAGGAAACUUAAGACAAUUCAUACAAAAUAACUUUGACAGCUUAACCUGGAAAGAUAAAUUAAAUAUGCUUCAUUACGCAGCUAAAGCAAUAGAUCAUUUACAUAACAACGGAUUCUUACAUCGUGAUUUACACCCGCUUAAUUUUAUAAUGCAGAAUAAUUUGCCAAAACUGAUUGACUUUCAGCUGUGUACACAAGAUUUGUAUUGUGGUUUACAUUCUGAGGUGCUUCUCGGUGUACUUCCUUAUAUUGACCCCGUUGUAUUGUAUAAAGGAGGUAAAGGAUACAAUAAAAAAUCUGAUAUUUAUUCUUUCGGAAUAAUAAUGUCAGAGGUUUUUACUGGAUAUCCUCCAUAUUAUAACGUCCCAUUCAAUGAUGAUUUGGCAAUUCAAAUUUGCAGUGGUCGUAGACCUGAAAUCAGAUGUGAAGUUCCACAAUUACUUUUGAAUUUAAUGAGCGAAUGCUUAAGUGCUGAUCCUCGAUACCGACCAACUGCUGAAGAAUUGAAAAAUACACUUGGGCAAUAUUAUAAAAAUGUAGAAAAAAAAGAAACAGAUUUAUACACAGAAGUAGAGAAAAUUAAUAAAAGUGCUCCAAUAUAUUAUCAAGCACAAUCAGCACUACCUAAAUAUCAGACACACCCACAAGCAAUUUAUACUAGUCGAUUGUUAAAUUUUCAAAAACUUCCUAAACCAGAAAGUGUAAAAGUAGACUGGAUUGGUGUUCCUGUACCGAAAGAUAUUAUAGUAGGACAAUUUUAUAAGGAACUUAUUGCAAGAAAAAUUGUUUCUGAAGUGCGGUUAGAUAAUGAAGUCUGUUUGCAGUCAGUUAAAGCAGUGUUUUUAUCUAAUAUAACUGGCCCUUUUAAUGUUAUUAGUAUGGAAUGUAACAUGAUCGAGGCAAUUGAAGUUUGA